GUCAAUGAAAAGAUUUGCGCAACUCUUGUGCGUCACUGUUGCAUUUUAACGCCACAUCUCCGCGGGGCUGCGUGUGCGCUUGCCUUUGUGUGUGACCGUCGCUCCGCUCCUGUUUUUUCUUCCCACCCAGGACUCGCGCUGGAACUUCGAUGCUGGAUCUAUUAGAUUUGUGGCUGCAAACAUGCUGAGCAGCGUCCUCGUGCUGAGCGUCCUCACGGUCACCAGCCUCUCGCCGUCGGAAACGGAGAGCCGCAAAACUUCAGCGUCUAAAGACAUCUGCAAGAUCCGCUGCGCCUGCGAGGAGCGCGAGAACAUCCUCAACAUCAACUGCGAGAAUAAGGGAUUUACCACCGUCACUCAGUUCCAGGCUCCCCCCAAUAAAAUCUCUCAGCUCUUUCUAAAUGGAAACUUCCUGUCACGGCUCAGCGCCAAUGAGUUCGUCACUUAUGGCAACGUCAGCUCACUGCACCUGGGAAACAAUGGUCUGCAGGAGAUCCGAACUGCGGCUUUCAACGGGCUUCGCUUCCUGAAGCGCCUCCAUUUGAACAACAACAACCUGGAGGUGAUUAAAGAGGACACGUUUGCAGGACUGGAGAGUCUGGAGUAUUUACAGGCAGACUAUAAUUACAUCAGCACCAUAGAGCCAGGUGCUUUCAGUAAGGUGAAUAAACUCAAAGUGCUGAUCCUGAACGAUAAUCUUUUGUUGUCUUUGCCACCUAACAUUUUCCGCUUUGUGCUGCUCACACACUUGGAUUUACGUGGGAAUCGACUGAAGAUGCUCCCGUUUGCCGGCGUCCUGGAACACAUCGGUGGCAUUAUGGAAAUCCAGCUGGAGGAGAACCCGUGGAACUGCACCUGUGAUCUGAUUCCUCUGAAGUCAUGGUUGGACACUAUCUCAGUCUUUGUUGGGGACAUUGUGUGUGAGACGCCCUUCAGGCUGCACGGUAAAGACAUCACGCAGCUCAUAAAGCAGGACCUGUGUCCGCGCAGGAAUGCUGGUGAGCGUGCCCACCCCCCCCCUGACUCUCACUUUCAAGGAGCCCUUUCCCCAACCUACCACCCUGGCAUGGUCACCCCCACCCGUGCCCCAAAAGCUUCCCGCCCUCCCAGAAUACGCAACAAGCCCACCCCUCGCAUCUCAAAGGACAAACACGUUUUUGGACCCAUCAUGGUUUAUCAGACACGCUCUCCUGUGCCCAUGCUGUGUCCCAGCGUGUGUGUGUGCACGUCACAAAACCCCGACAGUGGACUGAACAUCAACUGCCAGGAGAGGAAGCUGCACAACAUCAGUGAGCUCAACCCCAAACCCUCCUACCCAAAGAAACUGCACCUGACUGGAAACUACCUGCAGAUCAUUUACAGAACAGACCUGACAGAGUACAGCUCACUGGAGCUGCUGCAUUUAGGAAACAACAGAAUCGCAGUGAUUCAGGAGGGCGUGUUUGAGAACCUAACAAACCUCAGACGCCUCUAUCUCAAUGGGAAUUAUAUUGAUACACUUUCUCAGUCACUGUUCGCUGGCCUGCAGUCGCUCCAGUAUCUGUACUUGGAAUACAACAUCAUCAAAGACAUUCUACCACAAACAUUCAACUCCCUGCACAACCUGCAGCUGCUGUUUCUCAACAACAACCUGCUACGCUCGCUCCCCGACAAUGUUUUUGGGGGAACCAUGCUGACGAGACUCAACCUGCGGAAUAAUCAUUUCUCUUACCUUCCAGUCAAAGGUGUGUUAGACCAGCUCUCAGCCUUCAUCCAGAUCGACCUGCAGGAAAACCCCUGGGACUGCACCUGCGACAUCGUGGCGCUGAAGAACUGGAUGGAGCUGUCCAGCACCAGUGUGGUGGUGAAUGAAAUCACCUGCGACUCACCCUCCAAACACGCGGGGCGUCUGCUGCGCUCGCUCCGCAAUGAGGCCAUCUGCCCUGAGCCCAGUGAGGUGCCCCCACCCCAACAUGCACCCCCAACAAAAAAACCCACUUUAAUGAGCCCCAGCACUGAAGCCACCACCCCCUCUUCUUCUCCCUCGUCUUCUUCUCCCUCGUCUUCCUUUAGCUCUGUAAUCCCCACUGAAUCCAGACUACACACCCCAGACUUACACCCUGAGGUCCCACUCUCAGUCCUCAUUCUCGGGCUUCUUGUUGUCUUCAUCCUGUCCGUGUGCUUCGGAGCAGGCCUCUUUGUGUUUGUUCUCAAGCGACGCAAAGGUGUGGAACACGUGCCCCCAGGCGCCAACAACUUAGAUCUCAACUCUUUUCAAGUGCAGUAUGGGUCGUACACUCCAGAACCCACUCAAGACAAAAGCUCUGAAAGCCACAUGUACAACUACAUCCCCCCGCCUGUGGGCUCCAUGUGCCAAAACCCUAUUUACAUGCAAAAGGACGGUGAACAGGUGGCUUACUACCGAAACCUGAAGGAGCUUAGCUUUGGGCCCUUGGAUGCAAAGAAAGAGGAUGUUGUCACUCGCAGCCCAGGAGCUUACACCAUAAGUGCAGUGGAUUUUAUGGAUAAAUCACCAGCACCAUGUGGUUUGACCUCCCCUGAGCCUCCUGAGGUGCUUUAUCAGAACAUUGGGGAGCGGCCCAACAAGGAUCUUCCCACAGCUGCAGGCAUCCCUCCUUUCAAUUACAACUUUUGCACUUUACCCAAGAGACCGUGUAUCGUUCCCCCGUAUGAGGUUGCUGCAGCCCGGAGGUUUGUCGCCAACCAGGAGCAGCUGAACAAAAGUGUGCUGUACGGAACGCCCAGGAAGUACUACACGUCUGAACACACGCCCAGAAACACUGAGCAUCCACUGCUGCUCCCCGGGAAGCUAAAAACAGAACCAGACUACUUGGAGGUUCUGGAGAAACAGACUGCGAUGAGCCAACUGUAAGAUAGCAACACCCCCACCCCCCCCUUCAUAAUAAUGACGCAGUUACUCUAAUAAUAGCCCUCUCUAUAUAUCUAUCUUAUCUGUGUUCAAUCCUACAUGAUUGACUGGAGGUGAACUCUUUUUUUCUGCCCUCUGAUUCUUCUUUUGAUUUUAAUUUUCUAAAAUGUAUAAAAGGAGUAUAAGAAAUAUAUUAUUAUGCAGUUCUAUUUUUUCCUCCUGAAAAGUAUAAAUUAUUUCUUCUUUCUGAAAGAUUUUAAUUCCAUAAAAGACUUUAACGACAGCAGGUAUAUAAUGGGCAGGACUGUGUACGAUCACAGCUUUGUGCUUUUCAAUAAACUGUAUUUGAUUUUCCCCGUGAACAAAGACAAACAGAAAAAAGGAUGAAAUCACUGUUGUUUGUAGAGGAAAUGCUACAGAUCCACAUUCCUGUACAUAUUUAGCGCACAGACAUAAACUAUGAGUGUGACACCAUAAAAGAAAAUAUUUUUCAUUUCAACAAGCGGCAAAAUCGUAUUAUACUUUCUCCAGAAAGUGCCUUUGCACUGAUUUACCAACGAUGCCCCUGCAAAAUGGAAAUGUUGCUUUUCUUCUCUUAAAGUGCUGUAUUUUAAGACUCAAAUCUUUAUGUAAGAUGUAAAACUGAACAAAAAGAUAAAGUGUGUGAAAUGAUGAACGAGCUGUUGCCAGGGAGAAUCCUGUUGUUUUGCUUUUCAGUAUGAAGACGUAUGUUUGUAUAGAGUGGAGAAUACAGUGCGGCAAAAUGGCGCCAUUAAAUUUUCACUGAAGCACUUUGUCAAGA
Solea solea (common sole) is the source of this 3671-nucleotide messenger RNA. RefSeq names its product SLIT and NTRK-like family, member 2 (gene slitrk2). The transcript has a single exon. Lineage: Eukaryota; Metazoa; Chordata; Actinopteri; Pleuronectiformes; Soleidae. The record is from RefSeq and is a predicted model, not a curated record. Gene Ontology annotation, biological process: regulation of presynapse assembly; positive regulation of synapse assembly; axonogenesis. Gene Ontology annotation, cellular component: glutamatergic synapse; membrane. Gene Ontology annotation, molecular function: protein binding. Bases 182 to 2872 code for a protein of 896 amino acids.